Molecule: messenger RNA, 498 nt
Organism: Adineta steineri
Lineage: Eukaryota; Metazoa; Rotifera; Eurotatoria; Adinetida; Adinetidae
Source: the annotation of a GenBank genome assembly
AUGAAAUUAACUCAAAAAUUAGGAAUAAUAAAAUCGUUAAAAAAACAUAAACUUGAUCAAUUAAAUACAACGAGUAAAUUUAUAUUUAAUGAUUUAACUUCGAAGUCAAAAGUGUUUGAUGAUUCAACAAGAAUAAAUCAUGACAAUUACGAUCACAAUAAUUCCAGUUCAGAAUAUGAUGACGGUGACUAUGACUUCGAUAACAACGCUGAAAAUGAUGAUGCUAGUGAAAAUGUUGGCCCUGAUGAUACUGAUAAUGUGAAUUCUGCGUUUGAUGGUAAUGAUAGUGAUGCGAACGGUAGUGAUAAUAAAGAACCUGGUGCUGAUAAUGGCAAUGAUGAUUUCGAAUCAAGUGACGCCAGUAUUGAUGGUGACUCUGUUGAUGAUGAUCAGUCACAAGUGGAUGAUGAGGAAUCCAUGAAAGAUGCUCCCGAGACAUUUGCUCCCGCAACAAUUGCUUCCCGGACAUUUGCUCUCACGACAUUUGCUCUUCUGUGA